CCCGCAGCUCCUUCCCAGGACAGCCGCCAGCCCAGCCUCCAGAUGGCCUACGUCCCUGCGCCGGGCUACCAGCCCACCUACAACCCGACUCUGCCCUACAACAGGCCCAUCCCAGGCGGCCUCAGUGUUGGAAUGUCAGUUUACAUCCAAGGAGUGGCCCACGAGAACAUGAAUCGGUUCUUUGUGAACUUCGUGGUGGGAAGCUCCCCGGGGUCAGACAUCGCGUUCCACUUCAAUCCCCGCUUUGACGGCUGGGACAAGGUGGUCUUCAACUCACAGCAAGGCGGCCGGUGGGGCCAGGAGGAGCGGAAGAAGAGCAUGCCCUUCAAGAGGGGCAGCGCCUUCGAGCUAGUCUUCAUGGUCCUGCCCGAGCACUACAAGGUAGUGGUGAACGGAAACCCCUUCUAUGAGUUCCAGCACCGGCUACCCUUACAGAUGGUCACCCACCUGCACGUGGAUGGGGACUUGAAGCUUCAAUCGAUCAACUUCCUCGGAGGCCAGCCUGCCCCAAGCCAGAAACCCAUGGCUAAGCCGCCUUACCAUGCUCCGGGAUAUGGUGGUGCUUCGGGCUACGGUGGUGCUCCGGGCUACGGUGGUGCUCCGGGCUACGGUGGUGCUCCGGGCUACGGUGGUGCUCCGGGAUACGGUGGUCCUCCCGCUCCGCAGGCGCAGAUGAACACCCUGCCGGUCAUGUCGGGACCCCCAGUCUUCAACCCGCCUGUGCCAUAUUUGGGGAGACUGCAAGGGGGGCUCAGCCCCCGAAGGACCAUCAUCAUCAAGGGCUUCAUACCCCCCACAGCCAAGAGCUUUGCCAUCAACUUCAAGGUGGGCUCCUCAGGGGACCGGGCACUGCACAUCAACCCCCGCCUGUCUGAGGGCGUUGUGGUCCGGAACAGCCAUCUGAAGGGCUCCUGGGGCUCCGAGGAGAGGAAGCUGCCCCACAACCCGUUUGUCCCCGGCCAGUUCUUCGAUCUCUCCAUUCGCUGCGGCACGGAUCGCUUCAAAGUGUACGCCAAUGGCCAGCACCUCUUCGACUACUCGCAUCGCCUCCCGGCCUUCCAGAGCGUGGACACGCUGGAAAUCCAGGGCGAUGUCACCUUGUCCUAUGUCCAGAUCUGAUCCACUCCUGGGCCCAGUUUGGGGCAAACAGAAAGAUCUGCUAGGAUUCCCUUCUAAGCCCCUAAUAAAAUGUGUGAGAGUGGCUCAA
Molecule: messenger RNA, 1207 nt
Organism: Chinchilla lanigera (long-tailed chinchilla)
Lineage: Eukaryota; Metazoa; Chordata; Mammalia; Rodentia; Chinchillidae
Gene: Lgals4
Product: lectin, galactoside-binding, soluble, 4
Exons: 10
Coding region: 43-1119 (358 amino acids)
Molecular function (GO): carbohydrate binding
Source: RefSeq, a predicted model, not a curated record